Anguilla rostrata (American eel) is the source of this 1180-nucleotide messenger RNA. RefSeq names its product centrosomal protein 15 (gene cep15). The transcript is spliced from 5 exons. The record is from RefSeq and is a predicted model, not a curated record. The coding region runs from base 333 to 776 and encodes 147 amino acids. NCBI's taxonomy places the organism in Eukaryota, Metazoa, Chordata, Actinopteri, Anguilliformes, Anguillidae.
CUUUGCAUUGGACGCACCCUCAAUCCCAGUCUAAUCUGCUCCGGUUUAUCGAAUUUCCUUUUAAAUCCGGCAAACCAACUGCAGACAGAUGUUUAUUCAGUGUUUAGUCUCUGGUCUAGUUUCGCACAAAACUUAGUUCACGGUCGGUGCUCUCUUUGAAGAUACGUUUCACAGCAAGCAGUCAGCUGUCUAUUAGCUAUUUAAUGGUAAAUAUGAAUUAAAUAGCUAAUGACGUUAGUUACUUAGCCAGCUACGCAACAACACGAUAAACUGUUGUGGAGAUGUACAAGACAAACAUUGUGCUGCGUGCAAAGUGAGAAGGUUUCUUUGCAAUGGAACCUCGUUUGACUCAUGAAAUUGAACUGAACAAGAGGUAUGAAGAAAUAUUGAAGAGAAGGACCACUUUACUUCAAGAGAUGGAGAAUCUACACGAGCAGCAUGAAAAUAAGAAAAAGCAACAUACCAUGGAUGUGGAAGCUGCAAUUGAAAGAAAUGCUCAACUCCUUCAUGACUUGCAGAAAAUUGAAAGUCGCUUGAAAACAAGAUCUUUCACUCACCCUGAUAUUCUCAGUCUUGAGGCUCGUUACUGGGCCUCUGUGGAGGAGAAGAUUCCGGAAUGGGAGCCUUUCUUGCUGGGGAGGGGGCCCACUCCAGUUAGAGAUGGGGAAAAAUCACAGAGGAAGACAAGGAGGAAGAAAGGGUCAUCUCAGGACAGCCCCCCCACACACACUGUGACCAGUUUGCCUCCUCGCUCCAACCCUAAAACUGUAUCCUGACCGUUUCUGCUGUUCCACAUUACCUACUUGGAUGUGAUCUUUCCUGGUUUGAAAAGUUUUGGAACCUUUGUACAAGUUUGAGCGAAGUGGGUUGCGGUCCGUGUGGACCUCAAACUGGGAAACGGCUUAACCCAGGAACAUAAUGCAGUAUAUGGCAAAGCAAUCUGUGUACAGUGCUGUGAAAAAAGUAUUUGCCACCUUCCUGAUUUCCCCUAUUAUUGCAUAUUUGUCACACUGAAUGGCUUCAGAUCUUUAGACAACAUAUAAUAUUGGACAAAGGGAACCUGAGUAAACACAAAACACAUUUUAAAAAUUAUUUUGUUUAUUGAAUGAAAAACAUUAUCGUACACCCAUGUGAAAAAGUAAUUAAUAAACGUAACUGGUUGCACCACUUUUAGCAGCAA